Rubroshorea leprosula is the source of this 2120-nucleotide messenger RNA. NCBI's taxonomy places the organism in Eukaryota, Viridiplantae, Streptophyta, Magnoliopsida, Malvales, Dipterocarpaceae. The record is from the annotation of a GenBank genome assembly.
AGAAGGUUCAACAAAGAAAAGCAAGAAUAAGCCCGGUUGGGCUUACGUUUUUCAACUGCAUCGUACCGUACUAUGGGAGGGGUCCGUACCUCCUUUAGAUAGAUAGGCCCCCGUGCUCCUAAUGUAGAGCUAGAACUACUGCUACCGUGGAAUCCGCGAUCACACAUGAGUACCUCGCCUUCCAAAAAAAAGCGGCUGCUAAUUGGCACUAAUGCUAAUGGGGACCAUCGAUCAAGAAGGACUUCGGAGACUGCAAUCAAAUUCAAUAUAUAUAUAAUGGGGCCAACUCUUCUAGUUGCGCCUCUAACCUUACUACGCUUCCCAACCAGCUGAUAAAAGGCGAGAGACUUUCAUAAAGACGUAUGAGAAAGGGAGGGUCGAGAGAGGCUUAUUGCACGAUCCACCCAACUCAGCUAAGCUAAUAAAUGCUGCAUAAGAGAGUGGGAGGCCGGCCCCUGCCUAUCUGGAGGUGCACACCCAUUUAGGAAUAUAUGCAAAGGGGUAAAGAAAGAAGUCAAUGGAGAACUACCAAAUCCAAGAACUCUGAUUUGUUCGUACCAUUCUGUCAUCGAUCACUGCUGGGUCGGUUGGUGAGUCACCCAAAAAAAAGCAUCGAGAAAGGUCAAGCAUAUAUGUUUUAUGAAAUGAUCAGCGGUCUCAUUUAUGCUAUGCCCUGCAUCGUGUUCGUGUGUGUUUAUUGAGCUUUCUUCACUUCAGCGCCAUGCGCUUUGCUUCGCUUUAUAGAAGAGAGAGACCGUUGUCUUGAGAGGCAAGCGCAAGCGAUAGAAAGGAUAGUCCCUCGCGCGUUCGCGCGAACUACUAGAAAAUGGUGAGAUCAUUAGUGAAAGAAGGACCAACGACGAUCCUAUCCUAAAGGAGAAGGAGGAGUCAGUCUUCUUUGAAGAUCGAGGAAUAAAUCGGACAAUUAUGCCAUUCGGAAGAAGUCUUCUACAAAGGGAAAGCCUGUAUCGAGUAAGUGGAGAGGAAAGAUCUCCAGAGAUUCUUAUCUCAUUCCAUUCCAGUGGCUCGACCAGUAAUCAAUGGCGAAAACUAAAAAAUCCAUGGUUUCCCGGUAGAACCCCAUUUCGCCCAAGUUGUUGCGGAACCGGAAAAAAGAAGCGGUUUUUCGCACAGCUUGCUCAUAGUGCAGGUCCCACUUGUAUAUCGUAUUUGGCCGAAGAAGCAUCGGACAGGUUGGAGUUCUUACCUUCUUGGGACUCCAUGGACCAAGAUCUGCUUUCAUUAUAUGGGCAAUACCGAUCUACUUUAGUAGAUCAUAUGGAUGUAGAAAAAGCUUCUGAUUUUGAUGAAUUGGAAACAUCUCUUUUCCAUUUCUAUUUACCUAGUUCAUAUCUUUGUUUCGUGUGUUCCCGGGAGGAAUUCGAUCUCUUCAAUCUCGGGAUACCACCUAAAUAACUGCGGCCAAAAAGUCAAAUAGGUCGGGAAGAAAGAGUCUGAGGUUGGGUCGGACGACAUACAUCUUGGUUGGUUCCACCACCAACUUUCUUUAUGUGAGUUUUUUUUACCCUUAGAUUCUCCAAAAACAUCUUUAGCCACUCUUUUAAUGCAAUUGGCCAUCUUAUACCACAUCACAGAGGUUUCUUCCUAUAAAUUCCAUUUCCCUUCCUCGUUAUAAAGAGAAAGUCAUUUGGCAUACCCGCAUGGAUUAGAUGUCCAGAUAAACCCCCCGACCUGGGAAGUCUUUCGACCUCACUCACUUGAUCAGCAGAUGGGAAGCUUGAAAAAGUCUCUUUCCUUGCUGUUAUACCUUUUGCGAGGGCCCUUGCCUACUUCUUCUUUGCCAGCGGGAUUUCCCAGAAAGAAAGCAUCUUCCUAUUCUAGUAAUCCAAUCCCUCAUAAGCAUAUGAUAGAAGCCCCCCAAAAGAAGAGCAGGAGCAUACUAGAAUAGUGCUUCAAACCAGGUGGCUCUUAAAACCUUUCCUCAAAAGUCAGAUAAAAAGACCCUGGGUAGCCCUCCCCUAAGUGGCUUAUGUCUACUUGGGACCAGAGAUUAGCCUUUUCCAAGAGCCUUAUCAAGGUCUUUUGCUUCCUUUUUGAUUAUGUGAUACUCCGAAAGCUCUACGGCAAUAGAAAAGAUGAGAUAAAACUAAAACUUACCC